Molecule: messenger RNA, 207 nt
Organism: Protopolystoma xenopodis
Lineage: Eukaryota; Metazoa; Platyhelminthes; Monogenea; Polystomatidea; Polystomatidae
Source: the annotation of a GenBank genome assembly
AUGGUCCGAUGGAAACGCCUAUUUCGGGAAAUAGAUGCAGAUCAUUCGGGCAGAGUGAGUGUCAGCGAACUGAAAAAAGCUCUUUCCGGUUGCAUAAAUCCAGUACCGUCCGAUGUAUUUGAUGAAUGGGUUUCACAAUAUGAUGUAAACAAAGAUGGAGAACUGAGUUACGAGGAAUUUCUUGGCUUUGUCACAGAUCAAUACUGA